Molecule: messenger RNA, 711 nt
Organism: Fraxinus pennsylvanica
Lineage: Eukaryota; Viridiplantae; Streptophyta; Magnoliopsida; Lamiales; Oleaceae
Source: the annotation of a GenBank genome assembly
AUGGAGCUGUCGAGGGAGGAGACGGAGGAGAGGCCCCGAAACGACACCGUAAGUGAUGAUGACGGCGAUGAUACUCCGAUGCUCAGCUCUCAAGCACUGGAAGCACUCAAGGAGUUCCUGGCUGAACAGAACCGCUUGGUGGCGGAAGCUCCUCAGGAGGAGGAGGUGGCACUGGUGUCGGAGGACUGGCGGCUCAGCCAGUUCUGGUAUGACCGCGACACCGCCGAGACAAUUGCUCGAGAAGUAAUUAUUCUAUGCCGAAACGUGGACUCCCCUUCCGUUGCUUGCAUUGCUUGCCCGACUCUCUAUGCAUAUCUCAAGAAAAUUGGUCCAGAAGUAUCUGCACAGCUUCUGGAGUAUGAUAAAAGAUUUGAGCAAUAUGGGACGGAGUUUACAUUCUAUGACUACAACCAGCCUGAGGAUCUUCCAUUAUCAUUAAAGCAUUCAUUUCCAAUUAUAGUUGCAGAUCCUCCUUACCUGAGCAAGGAGUGCUUGGAGAAAGUUACUGAAACAAUUUCAUUUCUCUCAAGACCAGGGCAAUCUUACUUGCUUUUACUCACUGGUGAGGUUCAAAAGGAGAGGGCUGCAGAGCUCUUGGGUUUGCGCCCAUGUGGCUUUCGACCCCAUCACGCUAGCAAACUUGGCAAUGAGUUUCGGCUGUUCACAAACUACAAUCCUGGGACAAGACUAGAUGGGUGGGAGGCCGAGUAA